AUGGACCAUGUACGUAGCACAAAGAUUUACUUAACUUAUUACGUUUGUAUCUGCAACAACUAUCAUUAGUUAUACGACACACAGACAUGGAUCUUCAUCGGGCGAAGAAGUGUUUUUCUGUGGAAGAAGUUUUACAAGAGUUAACUGAAAGCAGCGAUGAAAAGAAAAGCCGUGAGGAAGAAUUCAAUGAGGAUGAUGAUGAACUGAAUGAUGAAGGCAGCACAAGUGAUGAUGAAAGCACAAGUGAUGAUGAAAGCACAAGUGAUGAUGAAAGCACAAGUGAUGAUGAAACUACCAGUGAUGAAGAAAGCACCAGUGAUGAAGAGGAUGAUUUCGGUGAUAAAGAGGAUGGAUUCGGUUAUGAUGAGGAGGAGGAUUUCAGCGACGAUGAAUUCAGUUAUGAGGAGGAUGACGGAGACACUGACGAAGAAGAAGAAAUUGUAGCUCGUUUGGGUUCUCGUGCUGUGGAUCCAGAGGCCUGCAAACAACCUAAAAAGAGACCCCGUCUGUCAAACUCUUCAUUUUUUAACUACAGCAGUGAGAGAAACAAAAAAAGAAAGACGACAUCAUUAUUUGAUUGUUCCUUUGGCACCUCUGAACAUGAAGAUGUCUUUAAGCCAGCGAGGACGCCAGGACCACAGCUGACAUCCACAGCAUCAUACAGCCCACUGCAGUUAUUCCAGCUGUUUAUAUCUGACGCAAUGUUGGAGACGGUGGUUGUGAAUACAAACGCUUAUGGGGCCGAGCGUCAACUGGACGAGAAGCCCUUCAUAAACAUCUCUUUGAAUGACAUGUACUCGUAUGUCACAAUGCUUUUAUUUAUGGGAUUGUCAAAGUGUUUUUCACUGAGGGACUUCUGGAGGAAGACUAAAAUUCACCAUCCUGAUUUUCCUUUCAAAGUCAUGACUUUGGAGAAAUAUUCGUACAUCGAGUCUAAUUUUCAUCUGAGUGACCCCAAGAAAGAUGCUGAGAAUGACACAAAGAGAGGAACAUCUGCCUAUGACAGCCUUUGCAAAAUCAAACCAAUGUAUCUGCAACUGAGAGAUGCAUGCAAGACCUACUUCCAUCCUCACCAGAACAUCACUGUUAAUGAGUGGCUGGUCGAGAAAGACAACGGCUGGAAUAAAUGCUUGAAAUACAAAGCAACUAAGGUUGGAUACAAACUGUUUGGGUUGUCGGAUUCGCUGUAUGGUUACACCUGGGAUUUUUUUAUAUGUAAGGGUACAAAACCUGGUGAAAGCUAUGAGUCUGUCAUGACCCUGAUGGGGGAAAAGUUGGGAGGAGGCUACAAACUCCACAUCGACAUCAUUCACAACAGCCAAGAAGUGAUCAGAGACCUCCAAGAAAACAACAUAAAGACCUGUGUGCCAGCUCCAUCCAACAUGAAUCAAAUCAUAGUUAACCAGUUUCACAGAACUACAGAUGCUUUAUUGAGCAAUUACACAGUCAUAAAGAAGACCACAAAGUGGUACCGGUCCUUAUUUUACCACUUUGUGAAUGUAGCUGUUGUGAACGCCUUCAGUAUUCACCGUCAGAUGGCCCAGAUGAAGAAUCAGAAGCCAAUGACACACAAGGGUUUCCGGGAGGCUCUUAUCAUGGAACUGGCUGACCUUGUGUCUGUGGAUAAAAACAUUUCUCCAUGUCCUCCUGUUCAUGAUUUGCACUUGAUGACGUACAUCACACCGGACGGCACAAAUGGUCAGUGCAAACUUUGUAAGCAAAAGACUCAGAUUAUGUGUCGAAAGUGUGAUGUGGCGUUGUGCUUCCAUCCGACACGUAACUGCUUCAGAGACUGGCACCUUCAAAAAAAGUGCGUGUAAUGUUAUAUUUAUAUUCUUGUUUUGUUUUAUUUUAUUUCUAAGUACUUUGUAAACAGAUUUUUUUUUUCUGAAAAAGCUUUGACAAAAAGCUUUGUAAAUAUUGUAUGGGCAUUGUUUUAUUACAGUCUUUUUAUCAAUAUGUAAUUGUGUGUAACAUUUCAAAAUUUAAACAAAAGUGCAAUCUGUGGCCAUUUUAGGAACUUACUCUGAAAGUUUCUUGACACAAAUUUUUACUACUUUUGACUUUAAAUUUAGUUUAUUUGGUUUGUGGUUGCAUUUAUAUUUUUUAUUAAAACUAUGCAAAGAAAUUUAGUUUCACCAAACUUUAGCAUCUUUUUUUUUUACAUCUUGACAAAUAAGUCCAUAGUGUCUUCUUUAAGAAUAUCAGGAAUGUUCAUGAAUGGUGUUUUUAUUAUUUAUGCUUAUCAGGGGUGUUUUAAUAGUCACUGUGAUCAUAGACGUACCGGUAAAACAAGCAUAAAUGUGUUUAAAAGAUAAAUGACAGACAUUUCAUUCAUGUUCAAUUACCCA
Paramisgurnus dabryanus is the source of this 2351-nucleotide messenger RNA. NCBI's taxonomy places the organism in Eukaryota, Metazoa, Chordata, Actinopteri, Cypriniformes, Cobitidae. The record is from RefSeq and is a predicted model, not a curated record.